Molecule: messenger RNA, 2135 nt
Organism: Xenia sp. Carnegie-2017
Lineage: Eukaryota; Metazoa; Cnidaria; Anthozoa; Malacalcyonacea; Xeniidae
Product: solute carrier family 22 member 15-like
Exons: 10
Coding region: 133-1656 (507 amino acids)
Biological process (GO): transmembrane transport
Cellular component (GO): membrane
Molecular function (GO): transmembrane transporter activity
Source: RefSeq, a predicted model, not a curated record
CAGAUCUUGUUGCACAUCUCUCAGUGGAGCCAGUGCCAUUAUUGUCAAGACUAGCUUCAUUAACAUGUGUUUUGUUCGAUAUCAAGCAAUUUCAACAGAUUUCAAUAAAGCACGCAAGUGAAAGAACUGAAAAUGACUCUCUCGAUUGAUGAAGUAUUUCAAGAAAUUGGUGAAUUUCAUAAGUUCCAAUGGUUGAUGCUCACCAUUAUUGGUUACACCGUUUUUACAACUGGUACAUUUCCUGUGAUGAUUGUUACAUUCAUCACUGCAGAACCAAAUUGGCAAUGUGUGAAAGGAUAUAACAGUUCAAUCUGUAACUUUAACGAAUCCAUUGGCUUGACCAGUAAAUAUUAUAAAGACAGAUGUGACAUGCCAAGAGAGGCAUGGACAUACGUAGAAGGCUUUACAUCUACGGUGACGGAGUACGAUCUUGUUUGCGAUAAGUCCAUUCUUCAAUCAGUUGCGCAAUCAUGUUAUUGGGUUGGAGCACUUCUUGGCUUAUUACUUGGUGGUUAUCUCUCUGAUAAAUUUGGUCGGAGAAAGAUUUUUAUUAGUGGAAUUGUUUCUGUAACCCUUGCUACAUGGAUCAUGAUUUUCCCAAAGUCUUUUGAAUUGUUUAUUAUUUGUCGGGUCUUAAUAGGAAUAGGUUCAGGUCUUUACUAUAACAACAGUUUUGUUUUGCUGGCGGAAUUCACCACAGCGAAGUAUCGAGCAAAGAUUGGUAUUUAUUCAUUUCUUUUCUGGAUAGCUGGACUACUGGUUCUUGCUUUGAUUGGGUUCCUUGUUCCUGACUGGAGAUAUUUUCUCUUAGUGACUGCUUGCUUUGCUGUACCUUGUUUGUUUAUUUCUUGGUUUGUACCUGAAAGUAUGCGAUGGUUACAGCUUCAUGGCCGACAUGAGAUUGCAAGAAAACAAUUAGAAAAAGUAGCUCAUUUGAAUGGUAAAGAAAUGCCAAGUAAAGAUUUUAAAAUUUGUGAAAACAGAGCAAAAACUGGAAGCUUUAAGCAUCUCUUUUCAAAUUGGAAAUUGGUUAAAAUCACACUCAUUAAUUGGAAUAUAUGGUUUUCAAAUGCCUUAGUUUACUAUGGAGCGUCGUACAUUUCUGUUGACAUCGGAGGAAACAGAUAUCUAAACUUUGCUUUAACAAGUCUUGUCGAGCUACCAUCCGACUUAUUGUGCAUUGUCACUGCUAACAAAUUUGGUCGAAAGAAAACGGUAGUUGUUUCUCUGAUCAUGGCAUUUUUUGCGUCUAUCAUUUCUGUGUUAAUACCAGGUAAUACUGGGGCAAGAAUUAUUUUAGCACUUUUGGCAAAAUUUUUCAUAAACAUGUCAUUUUCUGGAAUUUAUAUUUGGAGUACUGAAAUGUUCCCCACUUGCAUCAGAACAAUGAGUUUAGGCUCAUCUUCGGGUGCAGGAAGAUUUGGAUCUUUUGCUGCGAGUUACAUCGUAUGGUUGAUUCGUGUUCAUCGCAUUCUUCCAUUUGGAAUUAUGGGUAUAAUUUGUCUCCAAGCAGCCAUCUUAGCAAUAUUUCUUCCAGAGACAAAAGGAAAACCAACAUCAGAAAUACUCGACGACAUGUUGCAAUUGAGCACAAAGAAAGUGCAAUCAGAUAAUUUGAUUGAUAAAACUGAUUUUAAUGCAGACAACUCUGAAUAAAUCAUCUUCAGAUGGAAUUUUUUUAUGUUUAUAGGUAGAAAUUAUGAACAUUUAGACCAUGUUAGUAUAGUCAAACGUUUAUUUUGGGCAAAACAUAGUCAACGUUAAACUCAUUUUUCACGCAUGUCACAUAUUGUCACAUAUUUUCUUACAAGUUUUUGUCACUUGAUGACAAACAUCUGUUCAAUGGUUUAAAUACGUUCAUUCGAUAGAAGAAAGCUUUGAAGAUGGCGGACAAACGGGCAUUUAAUAUUUUUUGCAGACAUUUCGUGAAAUUUUAAUUAUAUCAAACAAAAUACAACGAAAUAAACCUUUGCUGAAAUUUAAUGAUAUGCGCAUGUAAGAAAGCUAUGCGUUUACGUUCAUUGGUUCAAGGGCAAAUAAUUUGUAUAAAGUGGAACUAAUCAACAUGCAUGAAUUCGACCCGACUUAAAAACAUUAUCCGAGUGAAAUAAAUUUGUGAUACGUUUAUCAUUGUA